Colletotrichum gloeosporioides is the source of this 1053-nucleotide messenger RNA. RefSeq lists its product as uncharacterized. The record is from RefSeq and is a predicted model, not a curated record. The transcript has 2 exons. Bases 1 to 1053 code for a protein of 350 amino acids. NCBI's taxonomy places the organism in Eukaryota, Fungi, Ascomycota, Sordariomycetes, Glomerellales, Glomerellaceae.
AUGGCUUCGAUGUACACAAACGUCAUGGCCCUUCUUGAUGGCCAUACGCAGAAGAAAGACAGUCUUGCUGUAGAAGUGGCUUCUCUGCGUUUGGAAAACACCUUUCUGCGAAGUACGUCACCAGGGCUGCAGCACACCUGGGGGCCAUACACGCCUCCGCGGCCACAGAAUCAACCAGCCUUGGAAUGGGUUGUCACCAAGGAAAUGCUCCAAGAAACGCUGAGAGGCCACAAUGCCGACAUUGAUGAAUCUUUCGCGUUGAGCAAGGCGUCGGACUUCCCGUCUCGGGAGCGCCCCCAUGCACAGCAAAUUGUCAGCAACCGAUUGUUUCAGGAUUGGAUAGCCUCACCGCACUCAACCAAGCUUUUGGUACAUUGGGAUGGGCGACUCCCGAGAACGAUCGCUGAUCUAUCGCCCCUGUCUGUGUUCUGUAUAUCCAUGUCACAGAUGUCACGUGGUCAUCCACACUUCAUACCUCUCAUAUGGCUUUGUGGUCUCCAUCUUGAUCCGGAUGAGAGCCCAGUGGGUGGUGGCUCCAUGCUCUGCAGCCUCAUUGACCAGCUUCUGCGUCGACAUGAAAAUGACUUGAGUUCGAUAACAACAACUGGAGCUAUCGAUUUCAACCUCUUGCAGGCUGGCGACGACAAAGAGUUGUUGCGCUUACUGUACUUCCUGGUUCUUCAGAUUCCAGACGCUAUCCCCCUCGUUCUUCUCAUAGACAACGUCGUGCUUUACGAACGAGAGGAGAUGGAUGCUUUCGAUGCUUUGGCCGGUCUAUUAGGAAUGGUCAGUGAAAGGUUGCCAGCAGCUGUUAAGCUUCUCUUCACCAGCACACCAGGGACUAUUGAAGUGAGAGGUGCAUUCGAAGACGAGGGUCUGAUUUUAAAUGUUGAUACGUUGCCGUCCCUUGUAUGGGCUCCCAGCGAUGAGCGCGUUGCGAGAGAGUGGGAAGAUACGGUUCAAGAGUCAUGGCCUGUGUACUCUGAAUUUUCUCCUUCAGAGUAUUUGUUGAUAGUUAUCAUUACUCUCAUUAGCUUUUACUUCAAUAUCUGA